UCUCUGUUCCCAAAUUUUUUUCAUUUGGCAAGUUUUUUUCUCUCUCUUCUCUCCCUCUCUCUCUCGUACGCUCUUCUCUCCCUCCUCUCUGCCUCAUCUCAUCCACCACCGUAACAUCCACCACAACCCCCACCACCACCUACAAAUCAAUCACUCGUCAGAGGGAGGGGGUGGCCGAGUGUGAGAAGAUUUUCUGGGGAGGGAAGUUCCGGUGAGGAAGAGAGAGUUCCGGCCGUGAUAGAGAGUUCCGGUGGCGUUUCGUGGCGGUGUUUGGCGACGGUGUUUGGCGACGGUGAUGCUUCUUGCUCCUUCGUUCAUCUGGCUCCAUGGAAGAAUAAGGCUCCUUCAGACCUCCACCUUCCUCCAAGCCAGCCAAAUCUGGUGGUGGCAAGCAGAAGAAGAUUCAUUUUUUGUAGACUCAAAUCCAGGUAUAAGUUGUUAUUGCAAACUGAUCAUGCCACAACAACAUCAAAGGAUGACAGAACCUGCCUCUAAUGUGGCAUCUUGCAGUGGAACUGCGAUGGAGAAGUCAUCAAAAGGAUAUUUUAGGAACAUUCAUACAAAUAACACUUGCAAUGGCUUCUAUUGUGAUUAUUUCUCUCCAAAUACGGCUUACAAACCAAAGAUGUGGACAGAAGCUUGGACUGGCUGGUUUACCGAGUUUGGAGGUUCGGUACCUCACCGACCUGCUGAAGAGUUGGCAUUUUCAAUUGCAAGAUUUAUGCAAAAGGGGGAUCAUUUAUCAAUUACUACAUGAGCACAAAACGAAGGGAUAAUGACGACUCUGCAAUAGAAUCUGACAUCAAAGUGCAGAUGGGAUAAAUGCAAUUGUAUCAUAGUGUGCAACUAUUUGGUUGCCAUACUUUUCUUGCUUUCCCAGAAAAGUUACAAGCCUCCUAAAAGACCCUUGACAAACAAGGUUCUCAAAAUCAUAGUUUCCAGCUUGCUUUAAUGUGAGAGAUUUGUAGUAGAUAGUAUUUUUGGGAGUUGCUAGAUGGAUUUCAAGAUGAUUCCUAUGAAGUUAGUAAUUUAAGAGUUUGAAGAAAAAUUUGUAAAAUCUAUGGAAAGAGUUUCUUUUGUGGUGUUCUUGCAUGUUAUAAGGAAGAUUGACAUGUUAUAACUUAUAACUUAUGAUUCCUAUCUCUAUCAUUUUGUUUUC
Molecule: messenger RNA, 1159 nt
Organism: Trifolium pratense (red clover)
Lineage: Eukaryota; Viridiplantae; Streptophyta; Magnoliopsida; Fabales; Fabaceae
Exons: 9
Coding region: 296-757 (153 amino acids)
Biological process (GO): carbohydrate metabolic process
Cellular component (GO): vacuole; cell wall
Molecular function (GO): beta-galactosidase activity
Source: RefSeq, a predicted model, not a curated record